Saccostrea cuccullata (small rock oyster) is the source of this 999-nucleotide messenger RNA. Its product is annotated as fucolectin-like. The coding region runs from base 62 to 811 and encodes 249 amino acids. Lineage: Eukaryota; Metazoa; Mollusca; Bivalvia; Ostreida; Ostreidae. The record is from RefSeq and is a predicted model, not a curated record. The transcript is spliced from 4 exons.
AUUAUGAUUUUAAUUAGUUUAAUUUGUUCGGUAAAGAAGACAAUAUGAUGGGAAAAAAAUCAUGAUUUUUUUAGGCCUCAUUUCUGUAUUUUUUGGAGUUGCUUGUCAGCAGGCUCGUUACCAUGGCGAAUUCCAUCUAAAGUUUUUUGGGAAGCUUUUGAAUAAAAACUAUCAAACAAUCUUCUCAGCAGAGGGGUCUACUUUUGGAAGAACGAUUAAUAAGUGUUCCCAGUUUUGUGUCAAUGACCAACGAUGUAUAGGGGUAGAAAUUUGUCAAAUCAGACAGGAUUUGUUUCAAUGUCGAGUUUGCUGUGAGUGGAAGAAAAUGGGAACAAACAACAUUGAUGAACAUCCUGGAUGUAAAUACUUAGAAAUGGAAAUAGAAAACCGAAGCAACUUGGCCGCGAAUGCAACAUUGAGCACAGUUUUUGACAGCAAUCACUUAGCAUCAAAUGCAGUAGACGGUAUUACAACUUGUGAAAUAGUAUCAGGACCGGCACGAAUAGCGCACAGCAAGACAGAGAUAAACCCCUGGUUAAAAAUAGGUUUGAGGAAUUCCGUCAGUGUUAAGAGAGUGUUGAUUCACAACAGGCAAGAUUGCUGUGGUGAACGACUACAGAAUGUCACGAUAAAUGUCACUCAAAAUGGGGAAAAUUACCCGUGUGGAUUUUAUCCUGGACCUGCUCAAAGUGGAGACCGCAUAUUAUUUCUAUGUGAAUCGGGCUCCACGGGAAAUGGCGUCACGAUUUCUAUUUUGUCAAAUGGGCAUCCCGGAAUUCUAGCUGUGUGUGAAGUUGAAGUGUAUAAUUAACCUUUAAACAUGAAUCACAAAAAACUGAUGCCUUGUUGAUAAGGUAAUAUUAUAGUGUGAAAAAAAGUUUUUUUGUAAACAUUACUUUACCCUUAAAUUAGGCAUUGUUAUAUUCUUUUUAAAUAUUUUAAGUGAAAUACAAUUUGAUGUUAAAACGUGACUCGUGUCUGCAAUUGAUCCUUGUGUGA